Messenger RNA from Alternaria burnsii, 516 nucleotides. RefSeq lists its product as uncharacterized. The coding region runs from base 1 to 516 and encodes 171 amino acids. Lineage: Eukaryota; Fungi; Ascomycota; Dothideomycetes; Pleosporales; Pleosporaceae. The record is from RefSeq and is a predicted model, not a curated record. The transcript is spliced from 4 exons.
AUGGCCACUCUUCUUGGUGCCUUCCCCGCCUGGCAACUGCACAUCUCGCUCGCAAUUUGCAAAGAUUUUAAAGGCGUCAAAUGGUCAGAACUCGAUCCUAAAAAGAAGGACGAUAUCUUCCAAGAAAUCAAGGAUGCCAUGCGAAAGAGCAAGCUUCCGGCAAUAGAUGACCAGGGAAUUGAGUGGCGUGUAUCAUCAGUCCUGCCCUCGCUACGGCACAUGCAGCGCUUUGCAGAUCCUUUCAAAGAUUGGCAGAAUAUGGCUGGGACAAAAUUCCCACAUAGAGUAUUUCGCGAGGCGAUUGAUGCAAAAUUUCGAGGGAUUCAUGCGAAAAGAAAAGACCUCCGCUGCUGGACGCAGAUUCCCGAAGAAAUACGACUUGAACUUGCUGCAGAAAGUAACAAGCGACUUGUUCAGCUUGGGCUUCCUACGAUGGAUGAAGAGGUCGUGUUGGAAAAAUUAAGAAAGUGCAUGAACCAUUGGAUGAAGGAUCAAACUGAGCUCACGCCUCGGUAG